Messenger RNA from Vicia villosa (hairy vetch), 545 nucleotides. RefSeq lists its product as uncharacterized. Lineage: Eukaryota; Viridiplantae; Streptophyta; Magnoliopsida; Fabales; Fabaceae. The record is from RefSeq and is a predicted model, not a curated record. Bases 15 to 533 code for a protein of 172 amino acids. The transcript has 2 exons.
UUGUCUCCAUCACGAUGGAACGCCUUUCAACCUUUCGACGUAAUGUCCGAAAACAAAAUGCCCCUACUAUGAAGGAACUUGACCUCUUUCCAGUAACGCCUGAUCCAAGUUGUGUCCUUACCUUAGCUCUUCCUAUCUCUAAGGGUGAAUGUCUUAGUGGGAUUCAACGAGUUGGAUCACAGUCUUUGGCUCCCAAAAGAGCCUCAAAGGCUUCUUCUACUUCGAGGAAGAGGACCAAUAUGUUUACAAAUUCCAAGUUGAGCCCUAUCCUUCAAUCUGUGAUGCGGUUUGACCAUCUUACUAGGCAAGAAAAUCGACAUGCGUUGUCUUCAUCAACCUCACAUAUUCUUGAUGGUGAAUCGAUGCUAAAUCCUAUCGAUGUUGAUAUUUUGGCAGUGGAUCGACCAUCGUCGUCAGCAGUGAAUGGUGUUGUGGACACUACACUGAAACUUGGGAUUCCAGGAUCAACCACUCAUAGUUUUUCUAGAAAUAGAGGGGGACAUGGACAAUAUAAUCUACAGUUGACACUGUGAUUUGAAUGCCUC